UUAAAUGAUCUAUGAUGUGGUAAUGUGGUAAAUGAACUAAGGUGUAGCUAAAUCUUUAACAAAAGCAUAAACAUGGUAUCAAUUUACAAUAUUGUUGCAUUCCUUGUAACAUCAGCUAACUACAUUAUAGUUAACAUUGACUAAUAAUGAACAAUACUUUUACGGCACUUAUUAAUAUUUGUUAAUGUUAAUUACAACAUACACUAAUACACUUUUUUAAUUAAAAGAGCAAAUGUAUUUAUUAUAAAAUAACAUUAAUACUGUGAAAACAUAUUGUUCAUUGUUAAUUCAUGGUAUCUAUAUCUAAUGUAUACAAUAUACUAACAUUAACAAAUAGCACCUUAUUGUAAAGUGUUAAAAUGUUAUAAUAUUGGCUGCAAUGAUUAUGAGCAUGAGCAACCCUAACUUAAUGUGAAAUCUUGGAUCAAAUUGAAAUACUAACGUAUACUUUAAAAUGUGACGACCUAUUUAUGUUAAGACUAAAAAUAUGUAAAGUACAAAACAGCGUUAAGUGUAAAGAAAGUACCGGUACUCUUGGAUGGUUUUUGCCCUAAUUUCAAUGACUGACGGCAUACAACAUGCCACAAUUUUUUACUUAAAUUGUAAUUAUGGUGAUGAUAUCUGGGUUCACUUUGGCUAAACUCAUGUGUAGUUUCAUAUUCCCAGACCUCCUCUCCUACAGUCUGAAAGUAGCUUUCAUGUCUUGCCUGUGUGUUUCUAUAUUUGUGUAUUAUGUUCUGUCAGAUUGUAUGUGGGAGAUUUUUCUCUCUCUCUCUCUUGCUUUUUGGCAACUCCCAGCUGGAUAUUGGAUGAGUCAAGGCAGAUUUAGUUUUAAUUUAAGCAGCUUACACACACACACACACACACACACACACACACACACACACACACACACCCCCUUUAUGUACAGGCAGUUUGCACUUACCAACAAUGCCAGGAUUACUCUGAAGUCAGUACCAUAUUAAAUAUGGAGUGCAUAUUUUUCAUGUUUUUAGGACUGAAUAAUAGUUGCUCAGUAUUUGGUCUGUUAAGCCUGUAGUUUGGCUUAAGCAACUAAUAAUUUCCUAAAGUCAGUCAUGGAUGUUUGCAUAUUCUCCAUGAGCGCAUUUAAAUGUACAUCAAUGCACUGAUAAUUACCAAAAAGUCAGUGUAUACAAAACCUUAUAUCAUGCAAGAAAACUGUGUUUACAUCAUAUUUGAAAUCAUCGGGUUAUUCUCUGCUACUGACGUCAAAACGUAAACAGUACAACACUUGCGCACAUUGGAAGAGCUGCUAAGAAUGGCGGGAAACACAACUAACAAUUUAUUUUUUACUGAUAUAGAACGUUUGUUUUAAAUUGUACAUUGUAGUUCCUCUACCGUCCCCUUAAAUUCUUAAUUCCCAUGACAAACUCCAUAAACAUACAAGCCAUCAAUAGAUAAUUGUUUAUUAUAAUGAAUUAUAAUUAUUAUAUAAUUGAAUAUAAUCGCUUAUUACAUGACUCUCUGGAAUGCUCGAUUUUGAUUGGUCAAUGGGGCCAUCUAGUGGUCUGAUAUUUCUGAGUAACAACCGCACAUCCAGGGAUCAGACUGGUCAUCUGGGUAUCGCUUGUCAUCUUUCCUGCUUCUCGGAUCACUGUGCGACAUCUACAAUAACAGAGAACAUGGACAGCUCGGUGACCUUGUGGCAGUUCCUACUGGAGCUUUUGUUGGACUCCAACAAUGACCAGCUCAUCUGCUGGACCAGUGAGGACGGAGAGUUCAAACUUCUGCAGGCGGAAGAGGUGGCCAGAUUGUGGGGCGCCCGCAAGAACAAACCCAGCAUGAACUACGACAAGCUCAGCCGGGCUCUGCGUUACUACUACGACAAGAACAUCAUCAAAAAAGUGAAUGGCCAGAAGUUUGUGUAUCGUUUUGUGUCAUACCCUGAUAUCCUAAAGGGUGACCUCAUGGCUAGAAUGGAGAGUGCAGACGGGAGCUCUGGUGGGCCUCUGCCCCUUACUGACAAACCUGCAAACAUCACCAGGGAUAAAGACAGUAAAGCAGCCUCGGACCGCAUCAGCGGACCACCAGGCCAGUCCAAAGUAUCCAGUCGGAAUGACUACAUCCACUCCGGCCUGUACACAUCCUUCACUCUGAACUCUCUGCAGUCAGGAACGCAGCUCUUCAAAUCCAUCAAGAUCGAAAACCCAGGAGAGAAGCUCAUGGAGAAAAAAACAGUUCAGGAAUCGCCCCAGCCACACUCCGUCAUCAAAUUUGGGACCAUGAAUCAGAGCAGACAAACCAUUCAGUCCACAUCAGAGAGGUCUGAACUUCCCGGUCACCCUGCUCAACCCAAGCUGCCCACUCCAGCAGAUCCUGAGACCAAACAGACAGGCGUCCCGCAAGUAGUGUGUGCAUUUGUGGAGAGUCCCUCCACAGAGAAUUCCAUGAUUGACUUUCCACUCUCAGGAAUCUCCUCUUCACUGCUCCCUCAUUCUGAAUCACCCUCUUCUUCUCCAAUGACGGAUUCACAGGAGCUGGUGAUUGACAGUGAAAUUGAGUCUAUCUCCUCCCAGCCUUCAGAUUCACAGCUGCAGGUCCAGCCCGCCUUUGUUUUCAAGGACAAAGUACCAGCUUCUGAUAUGUCACAAUCUUUACCCAGCAGUCAUAGUGGGAAGUCUAAGAAACCCAAAGGCUUGGAGUUGAUGCCCGCUCUGGUGGUGACCAGCUCUGACCUGAGCCCUCUCAAUCUGUCCAGCCCCUCCCUCCCUACGGCCUCUCUGACCCCAGCAUUCCUGCAGACGCCGCUGCUGCUCACCCCUAGUCCACUUUUAUCCAAUAUCCAUUUCUGGAGCACGCUCAGUCCAGUUGCACCCCUCAGCCCUGCCCGAAGACAAGGCACGCAUACACUCUUUCAGUUUCCUUCUGUCCUGAGUUCAUCCCAGUUCACUGUACCAGUGCAUACUUUAGAUGGCACCAACACACCUGGCCCUCUCUCCCCCGACCCACAGAAGACAUAAAGGGGAAGAUCGAUUUGCACACUUCAUCUUUGCCUCAUAUUCUUGAUUGACAAAGUCAAUCAGAUCAACCUCGUUCUGUUAACCUGAUCUGCCCCAGUUCAGAUUAAGAUUUAUGACCAUCGAUAGAGUGUCAUGAGUAUCCGUUUGACUCUUGAACUUUUAUGAUGUCACAGAUCAGUUUGGAUACCGUUCACUUGUUUGUUCAACAAGCCAUUGCAUUGUGUCUACAGGAUAAUGUAAUUCUAUUGUUUCUUUUUGUAAAUGUGCUGGUCUUCAGAAAUUGGCUUUAAGGGAAUUACAAUGGUGACUAAUGGCAGACGGCUGUUGACUUACCUUACACAGCUGUUAAUAAGCUGCCAAAAUGAGUCAUGUAUUUUUUUUUUUUUUUAUUGCAAAACAACCAGUGAUUGGGAUGCUGAUGGAACUUUCUUGUGUUUUGUCCCUCGUUGAGCUUUUUGGAAGGAUUUGUUCAGAUACGGAAUAAAUUCUCGAAUGACAUAGAUACCGGGUGUUUGUUGAUGAUAUCCCUGUUAUAAGAUGGAUAAAGAGGGAUCGUUUUAUAUAUAAUCCAAGUUCACCUCGCCUCAACCAAUGUUUGCCUUUGGUUUGGGACAGCCCUCAAACAAACCUGCCUUGCCAAGCCAAACCACCCCUUUUUGCCUUGUGAUUUUGAUAACGGUGACCUCUGUUUUAUCUCGUACCUUUCUUCAUGCUGCACUUAUUGCAAUGUAUUAAGAGUGUUUGUCACUUUAACUACCUGAACAGCACUUAAAAAAGCAAGCUGCACUAGGUCUUAUCAAGGACACUCCACUCUUAUAAGGUAAAACCUUCAUUCAAGAGCCACAUGAACACAAUCUCCGCAUUAGAGAUGAUCAUGUUUUGAUAUGGAAGAUCUUUUAGGCCAGAAGCAUACUUUAAAGGAAUAUUCUGGGUUUAGUACAAGUUGAGCUCAGUCAUCAGCAUUUUUGGCAUGUUAUUGAUUUCCACAACAAAUAUUUUCAACUCUUCCCUGGAAUAUUCCUUUAAGGAAUAGUUCACCCAAAAAUUACAUGUUCUCAAUUUAACGCCUAACAUUCGCCUAACAGUGUUCUAACCAUGACACAUUUUUAAGAGGACUGUUUAGUAGGCCAAAUUGGUGCCACCAUUGCUGCAACGCUUGCCCCAACGCCAUCAAAGCAUUACCUUAAUACCGCCAGAUAUGAAGCUGCGGCGAUUUUCAUGUAAAUCUUUUUGUAGAAACCAUUUACCUUCUCUGAAGACUGGAACCAAUUAGGAAUGAUUUCAGUUGUGUGUGAAAACCAGAAGAGUUGCUUUACUCCAGUAGGCUGCUGAUUCACCAUUAAGCUAAUGG
Myxocyprinus asiaticus (Chinese sucker) is the source of this 4332-nucleotide messenger RNA. Its product is annotated as ETS domain-containing protein Elk-4-like. The coding region runs from base 1491 to 2981 and encodes 496 amino acids. Gene Ontology annotation, molecular function: DNA-binding transcription factor activity, RNA polymerase II-specific; sequence-specific DNA binding. The record is from RefSeq and is a predicted model, not a curated record. Lineage: Eukaryota; Metazoa; Chordata; Actinopteri; Cypriniformes; Catostomidae. The transcript has 6 exons. Gene Ontology annotation, cellular component: nucleus. Gene Ontology annotation, biological process: cell differentiation; regulation of transcription by RNA polymerase II.